Messenger RNA from Paramecium sonneborni, 486 nucleotides. The record is from the annotation of a GenBank genome assembly. NCBI's taxonomy places the organism in Eukaryota, Ciliophora, Oligohymenophorea, Peniculida, Parameciidae.
AUGCUUCCUAAUUUAGCUAAAUAAUAUUUAUUUAUACACGAAGAAAUAAUAAUGUUAAGAAAUUGUUUUUAUAGACUAUGUGAUAGAGGGAUCAUGAUGAUAAAAUUAUAAUUCAGAUAUUCUCUGGGAAAUUUUAGGAUGGCUGAAAGAAUAUUUAACUAAAUAAAUAAGGAUGGCGGUUUUGUUAAAUAUUUGAGUACGCUUUUAAAUGGUUCUAUAAUUAAUAAAGUUUUAUGGAGUUUUGGAAUGUUAUCAAGUAAUUUUAGAAAUCUAAAUAAAUGGACAAUAAGAGUAUUUUAGAAAUAGAUGAUAAGGAAAAGAAGAUACCCGAAAUUUGUUAUUUAUGGAAUUCAAUUACAGGUUCAAUAUCUUUGCCAAAAAAUGAAUUAGUAUCGAGUAUAUUUUGAAAUAUUUGAUAAUGAUGGAAUAGUAUAAUUUGAAGAAUUUAGAGUUGUUUAUUAAGAAGGAGUGGAAUUAAAUCGAUGA